AUGGCGGUGGCCUGGCACAGAGACAAAGGCAGCGAAGGGGUGGAGCAACACUGUGGAAGAAACGGCUUCGGCUACAGCCUCCCGCAGCAGCAGCCGGCGGCGGUGGCGCGGCGGAACGAGCGGGAGAGGAACCGCGUCAAGUUGGUCAACCUGGGCUUCGCCACGCUGCGCGAGCACGUCCCCAACGGCGCCGCCAACAAGAAGAUGAGCAAGGUGGAGACCCUCCGCUCCGCCGUCGAGUACAUCCGAGCCCUCCAGCAGCUCCUGGACGAGCACGACGCCGUCAGCGCCGCCUUCCAGGCGGGCGUCCUCUCGCCCACCAUCUCCCCCAACUACCCCAACGACAUGAACUCCAUGGCAGGCUCGCCUGUCUCCUCCUACUCCUCGGACGAAGGAUCCUACGAUCCCCUCAGCCCGGAAGAGCAAGAGCUCCUGGACUUCACCAACUGGUUCUGAGAGGCCCGGGGUGGCCCUCUUGGCUGGGACUUGGCAGCAGGAUUUGUUGAAAAAUGGAUACAUCUUACUGCCGCUUUUCCCUUCUCAUUAUGGGAAGGGAAAAGGAAACGAAGACAGUGAAGCACAGAAGGAGUUGGACUUUUUCUCCAAGAAACCUGAAGCACUCCCAGAUUCUGCCUUUGCACUCCAGGCUGUUCAACAUGACAUGCAGCCCCUAUUAGUGUUUACUUGGAAAUAAGACCCAGUAUGUUUCAUGAGACUUCCUACAUUCAGAUAAGUGUAUGUAGGUUUGCCUUAUAUUGCCUGGUGUGACUUACAUCCAAGUAAACAUGCACAGAUUCAGUCUACACUAUGGUCAUAGACACAAGAAGGGGCGCAUGACAUGGUGGGAUAUCUCUCAGUCUAUUGUCUAUCCCAAAACUUUAAAAACAGCACUACCUGUUCCAUACCAGUCUUCAAUAGAGCAAUGAGCUUCCCUUUCUGCUGAUAUGAAUGCAGUAUUGGCCCUUUGGAAAGACUGUUUUACCUACUGGAUAAUGCUCCUGAACAUGCAGUGCAAUCUCAAACAUUUUUACUCAGAUGUAAGUCCAACAGUAUACAAUAGGACUUAUUUCCUAGUAAUUGACCUUAGGAUUGCAGCUGUGUAGAUUUCCUGUAUCCACACUUAUUAAAUUUAGUGAGACCUUCUCUUAGGUCUACGUGAAAAGCAUUGCCACCCUAGUUGCCUAUUAUUGUGGAGAUUUUGCAAAUCAAAACUAUGCUGAAUUCAAAGAAUCCUCUGAAAUAUCUCCCUCUCCCCUUUGUCUGCUUUCCCACUGCCAUUCCCACCACAAAAUGCUUCCAUUUUUUCUUGUGAACUUUUUAUUAUAUAUAUUAAAAAUCUAUUUGUAUCAAUCCUAACCAAUUUGGGGGAUAUAUUAAGCUAUUUUUGUAUAUAAGAGACAGAGAAAUUUAUAAACUUUUUGUACAAAAUGUUUUAAAAUGUGUAUAUCUUGAUAACUUUUUUAAAAAAAUAUGUAAUGCUUAUUACCUCUUCAUAUCUAGAUUAGUAGUCAAUGCAACCUUACAACUGCCAUGUUUUUGUUAUGUGGUUUUGUAAAGGACUUGGAAAUGCCUCCAGAGGUACUUUAGCACCAACGUGUCUUACUUUUUUAUAGAAACUUUGCUAAUGUAUUAAUAAUGUUAUUAAACAAUGUUCAGAGUGAACAAACUUUAUGCAGCUAUUGUCCAAACGCAAAAUAGUAGCUAUUUAUUAUACAAGCUGCUGCCUUUUGAAGAAAGAAGAAAAAUAAAAAGGAGGGGUGGGGGGGCUCUUUUACCACUGCCUUUUCAUGCUGUUUUAUUACCAACUGACAAA
This is a messenger RNA of Pogona vitticeps (central bearded dragon), 1813 nucleotides long. RefSeq names its product achaete-scute family bHLH transcription factor 1 (gene ASCL1). Gene Ontology annotation, cellular component: RNA polymerase II transcription regulator complex. The record is from RefSeq and is a predicted model, not a curated record. Gene Ontology annotation, molecular function: protein dimerization activity; DNA-binding transcription factor activity, RNA polymerase II-specific; RNA polymerase II transcription regulatory region sequence-specific DNA binding. Gene Ontology annotation, biological process: neuron differentiation; sensory organ development; positive regulation of transcription by RNA polymerase II. NCBI's taxonomy places the organism in Eukaryota, Metazoa, Chordata, Lepidosauria, Squamata, Agamidae.